GCCCCGCCGCAAGUGGAAAGCAAGCUGAGACAGGGAGCCGCAGCCGCAGGACGCGGCAGAGCCCUGCCAGCGGUGUCAGUGACUCGUAAUCGCUGCCUGACCCAUGGCCAAUCGCGUGAUUUGCUUUACUAAUCACGCUUAGCGAUCUAGUCUCCUCUUCAUCCCACCUCUUCUCCCUCCCUGCUUCGCUGUUCCCUUUCCCCGCCCCUACCUGGGGCAUCUGCCUCUGAAUCGCGGCGGCUCCCGAGGCGCCGCCUGGCGAGCGGCUAGGCGCCGGUCUACGGCGACGAUGGAGGUGUGAUUUGGACGGGAGAGAGCGUGGUGGUGAGGUCUCGGUUUUCUCGAUAUAGGAGAUGGCGGCGGCAAAGGCGCGGGGAGGGGAGUUCCCCGUGGGCAUGAAGGUGCUGGUUGUGGACGACGACCCGACGUGCCUCGUUGUGCUCAAGAGGAUGCUCCUUGAGUGCCGAUAUGACGUGACAACAUGUCCUCAGGCUACAAGAGCACUAACUAUGUUGCGAGAGAAUAGGCGUGGUUUUGAUGUUAUAAUAAGUGAUGUCCACAUGCCGGAUAUGGACGGAUUCAGGCUACUUGAACUUGUAGGCCUUGAGAUGGACCUUCCAGUUAUCAUGAUGUCUGCUGAUUCAAGAACGGAUAUUGUAAUGAACGGAAUUAAGCAUGGAGCAUGUGACUAUUUAAUAAAACCUGUCAGAAUGGAGGAGCUGAAAAACAUCUGGCAACAUGUUAUUAGGAAAAAAUUUAAUGAAAACAAGGACCAUGAGCAUUCUGGUAGCCUAGAUGACACCGAUCGUAACAGACCAACCAAUAAUGAUAAUGAAUACGCUUCCUCCGCGAAUGAUGGAGGUGAUGGCAGCUGGAAAUCUCAGAGAAAGAAAAGAGAGAAAGAAGAUGAUGAAACUGACCUCGAAAAUGGUGAUCCUUCUUCUACAUCAAAGAAACCAAGAGUUGUUUGGUCAGUUGAGCUUCAUCAACAAUUUGUGAAUGCAGUCAAUCACCUCGGGAUAGACAAAGCUGUCCCAAAGAAAAUUUUGGAAUUGAUGAAUGUCCCAGGCUUAACCAGGGAAAAUGUUGCCAGCCAUUUGCAGAAAUUCAGACUCUACCUGAAGAGAAUUGCUCAGCAUCAUGCAGGAAUACCUCAUCCAUUUGUUGCGCCUGUAUCUAGUGCUAACGUUGCUCCGUUAGGAGGACUGGAAUUCCAAGCUUUGGCUGCUUCUGGUCAGAUCCCUCCUCAAGCUCUGGCUGCUUUGCAGGAUGAACUCCUUGGUCGACCUACAAGCAGUUUGGCGUUGCCUGGAAGGGACCAGUCAUCUUUGCGAGUGGCUGCAAUCAAAGGAAACAAGCACCAUGAAGAAAGAGAAAUAGCAUUUGGUCAACCCAUAUACAAGUGUCAGAAUAAUGCAUAUGGUGCAUUCCCUCAAAACAGCCCAGCAGUUGGAGGAUUGCAACCUUUUGCAGCUUGGCCCAAUAACAAAGUUGGUAUGACUGAUUCAACAAGCACAUUGGGAAAUGUGGGCAAUUCUCAAAAUAGCAAUAUGCUAUUGCAUGAAUUGCAGCAACAGCCAGACACCUUGCUGUUAGGAACCCUUCACAAUAUUGAUGCCAAACCUUCUGGUGUAGUUAUGCCAUCUCAGUCGUUAAAUACAUUCCCGGCUAGUGAGGGUAUCUCACCUAAUCAAAAUCCCUUGAUUAUACCAUCUCAACCCCCAAGUUUUGUGUCAUCAAUUCCUCCAUCCAUGAAACAUGAAUCUCUUCUUGGAUUACCUUCAACGUCAACCAGUCUGUUGGGCGGGCUUGAUAUGGUUAAUCAAGCUUCAACAAGUCAGGCUUUGAUUAGUAGCCAUGGAACAAAUCUUCCUGGUCUCAUGAACCGUAGCUCAAAUGCAAUCCCUUCACCAGGAAUUAGUAAUUUUCAAAGUGGAAAUAUUCAUUAUGUUGUUAAUCAGAACGCUAUGGGAGUUAGCUCUAAGCCACCAGGUGUUCUAAAGACCGAGAGCACUGACUCACUGAGUUGUAGUUAUGGCUAUAUUGGUGGUAGCACCAGUGUGGACUCUGGCUUGUUCUCUUCUCAGUCCAAAAAUCCACAGUAUGAUCUACUGCAGAAUCAAAAUGAUGUUAACGGCAGCUGGUCGCCUUCACAAGAUUUUGAUAGUUUUGGAAAUUCUCUUGGGCAAGGCCACCCUGGUACCACUUCAUCUAACUUCCAGAGUUCCGCCCUUGGGAAGUUGCCUGACCAAGGACGAGGGAGAAAUCAUGGGUUUGUCGGGAAAGGCACUUGCAUUCCAAGCCGCUUUGCAGUGGAUGAGGUUGAAUCUCCAACUAACAACUUGAGCCACAGCAUUGGAAACAGUGGAGACAUAGUGAACCCCGACAUAUUUGGAUUUAGUGGACAUAUGUGAAACUUUCUUGAAUUUCGUUGAUCAGUGAGCACUGGAAACAAAUCUAGUGGUUUGAUGAAUGGUUGCUAGUAAUUUCGUUUCUUCUUCUUUUUUCUUCUGUAAUUGGUUUAUAAAGGGAAUAAUCUAUGUGGCAGCAUGUGGAAUCUUACUUUAUAGAAGUUUGUUCAGUUCAAAGGACUUAAAAUUGGUCAGUCCCUUGUCAUAUAGCUUCUUUUCUUUGUUCUCUUUUUCUGUAAUUACCAAUUGUAGCAUUAUUUUUAUGACCGUCGUAAUUCAGCCUAGUCGAUUUA
Zea mays is the source of this 2704-nucleotide messenger RNA. Its product is annotated as response regulator 10. Gene Ontology annotation, molecular function: DNA-binding transcription factor activity; DNA binding. NCBI's taxonomy places the organism in Eukaryota, Viridiplantae, Streptophyta, Magnoliopsida, Poales, Poaceae. Gene Ontology annotation, biological process: phosphorelay signal transduction system; cytokinin-activated signaling pathway. The coding region runs from base 354 to 2414 and encodes 686 amino acids. The record is from RefSeq and is a predicted model, not a curated record. The transcript has 6 exons.